UUAUACUUUGCCGCAGACUCUUACUCGCUAGGAAACCCUCUUUCAAAUGGUUUGUAAGACUCUUGAGGCCCACGGGCUGAAUUCAGCCUGCAUACAAGUUUGUUUGGCUGUACAGUUACAGAAAUUCUUUUAAAGUAACACCUCCAACAUUGUAUGUAAACAAUCCAGAUGUCCAGCUUCCCUUUGCAAGUCGUAAGUUAUGCUGGCACCGGGGUAAUAGUGGCACAAGGCAGCAACUAGCUCUGACAGCUUCCUUUCAACGCGAUGUGUCGUCUUCGACUCAUUUACCCCUGCCAUUCAGAAGGCCUGCGAGUGUGAGUACCUGCAGGUUUGGAAGGAGCUGGAGUUGGCUACCCGGCGGCCAGGGACGGUCCGAGACGGUAACUUUCAAACUGAGACCUACAGUAAAUAACUCGGAGCGAUCACGACCUGCGUGCCUCGAUUUCUCAUCCGUAAAAUGGGACUGAGGAUGGGCAGCGGUGGUGGGAAGGACUGGCGACGGAGUAUGUAAAGGGGCCGGGGUACAGGACCUCCAUCACUUUAACGCCGCGGAGUGUCCCGACCCCGAAAGGGACUGGACCGGAGGAGGCGCUCCGGGAGCGGGGCUGGAGCUCAGGGAAGCGCCGCCGGACUUCGUUCUCCGCUCCUCUCCUCUCCUCCCCGGCGCGGGCCCCCGCGCUCCGCCGAGGUCGGCCCCGGGGCGCCGAGAGGCGUGGCCCGCCCGUGCAGACCCUGGCGGCGGCCAUGGCCUCGCUGGUGGAGUACAAGGGACUCAAGGCCGGCUACCACUGCGGCUACUGCGACUCGGAGGGCAAAGCGUCCCGCGGCAUGUGGGCGCACUCCAUGACCGUGCAGGACUACCAGGAUCUCAUAGACCGCGGAUGGCGGAGAAGUGGGAAAUACGUGUACAAGCCUGUGAUGAAUGAAACCUGUUGUCCUCAGUACACGAUAAGGUGCCGACCUUUACAGUUCCAGCCGUCGAAAUCUCACAAGAAGGUUUUGAAAAAAAUGUUGAAAUUUCUGGCUAAAGGGGAGAUUUCCAGAGGAAACUGUGAGGAUGAGCCCAUGGAGCCCCCGAUGGAGGAUGCCGUUGCCGGUGACCAUGCACUGAUCACUAAAUUGGAUAUACAGUGCGACCUUAAAAAGCUCGGCGAUAACCUCAAAGACAGCCUGGAGCGGGAAGAGAAGAAAGGAAAGAGUGCAAAGAAAGAAGAAUCCAGUGGAUUAAUUCAGUCGCAAGACAAAAGGGCGAAGCUGGGCUCGGGGGAGCCAGCCCACUCGGUGGCAGUGCCCGCGGCUCCGAAGCCAGGCAAGGGGGCAGAUUUGAGUAAGCCGCCGUGUCGGAAAGCGAAGGAGCUCCGCAAGGAAAGGAAGAGGCUGAAACUCGCGCAGCAGAACGCAGCCGGCGAGCACGCGGGCCUGCAGGCCCCGCGGGGACCGCCGCCCUCCUCCCCCCCGAAGGCCAAGUCCAACCAGCCCAAAGCGCUCGAAGAUUUGAUCUUUGAGUCUUUACCGGAGAAUGCGUCCCAUAAAUUAGAGGUGAGGCUAGUACCUGUCUCCUUUGAGGACCCAGAGUUCAAGUUGUCCUUCAGCCAGUCACUUUCUUUGUAUGUCAAGUAUCAAACGGCCGUCCACCAGGAUUCGCCUGAUGAAUGUGGGAAGACGGAGUUCACAAGGUUCCUUUGCAGCUCCCCCUUGGAGGCAGAGAACCCCCCGAAUGGACCAGACUGUGGUUAUGGCUCAUUUCACCAGCAGUAUUGGCUUGACGGCAGGAUCGUUGCCGUGGGGGUGAUUGACAUCCUUCCGUACUGCGUGUCCUCUGUGUAUCUGUACUACGACCCCGAUUAUUCGUUUCUCUCCUUGGGGGUCUACUCUGCACUACGGGAAAUUGCUUUCACCAAGCAGCUGCAUGAAAAAACACCUCAACUCAGCUAUUAUUAUAUGGGUUUCUACAUUCACUCAUGUCCCAAGAUGAGAUAUAAGGGUCAUUACAGACCGUCUGAUCUGCUGUGUCCUGAGACAUACGUGUGGGUGCCCAUCGAGCAGUGCCUGCCCGCACUUGAGAGCUCCAAGUACUGCCGCUUCAACCAGGACCCCAGGGCAGUGGACGAAGGUCGCAGCACGGAGCCCGACCGCGUGCAGGUGUUCUACCGGAAAGCCAUCCUGCCUUACGGCGUCUACAGGAAGCAGCGCAGAGACGCCGGCGAGGAGGCCGACGUGCUGCAGUACGCGAGCCUGGUGGGGCAGGCGUGCUCCGAGCGGAUGCUGCUGUUCCGGAGCUGAGCCCGCCACCCCUGCCCGGCCGCACCCGCCCGCUGCCUGGUGGCCCCGCCCCCGCCCCGUGCGUCCGUCCCUGGGGGAAGCCCUGUGUCCACCCACAGAUCGGACUUUCUUAUUUUGACUAUUACAUGGCUUUUCUAAGCUGUUUGUGGCCAUGUAUUUGUGAGAAUCUCAUGGUUAAUAUAUUUAAAAAUAUAUAUGACCUAGCCUCGGAAUUGGGGUGCAUCGCUUCAGAAGUUUGUUUUAUGAACAAAGAAUGGUAAACUGCUCUUACUGUUAAUACCUGGAAAGUCAAAUCAGUAUGUAAAUCUCAAAUAACUCAGAUUACAGUUGUGCUUUUUUUUGUUCUGUUAGAAACCAAAACAGACUGUUUCCUCAGAUCCAUUUAAAACAUCGGUUUAUGCUUUAAAAAAAAAAAAAAAAAACAACCCUUAAGUGUGGGGAAGAAAGUGGCCAAGCCUGUUUCAUCGCUUGGACCGCCGUCACCCCGCGCGCAGAAGUGGGCCGCUGCGGAGUGUCAGGUGGUUGACACCCCCGAGAGCUCGGAAAAGCAGGGUCUGCCCCUGGAACAAGGCGGUGUCUGGCGCCGGCCGCCGCUCCCCCGGGACGGCCCUGCUCACGCCUGCCGUGCCGGCCUGGCUUUCUCCCGGGAGGACGACCGCUGGUGUUCCCGUGCUCUCACAGCACCCGAUUGGGACAGUACAGUACAUGUUUGCCCAAGUUGUUAUACGUUACAGAAUUUGCCCUAUUUUAAAAAAUUCAAGAAAGGGAGGUUUAUAAAGAAAAAUGCUGGCCCCUGGGCCUCUUUUCUUGAACUCAGGACACUUGUCUUUGGUGAUUAAGAAUUGGUUAAUGAUCCGACUGCGUGCAGUUAGACCUGUGCUACAAGUCACAGUUAGGGGGGAGUCCUCCUGGCCUCUGCUCCGGGGGUGGGGUGGAGCUCGACGCCUGUGGGUGUGGAGGAGGUGCGACGCUGGUUGUCUGAAGCGGAAGCUGCCCGCCUUCUCCUCGUACCUCCUUCUGUUCAGCUCUGCGCCCCUCGAGCAGAUGCCCCUUGUCCGCCACUGUCCGGGCGGCAGGCACCGUGCCAGGAGGAAGUCCUGGUGGGCUGCUUGGAGGCAGUGCGGAGAGAGCGUUCCUUCCCUGGGCGCUUUCUCAGCGGGUCCCCACCCACCGUGCCCUGGCUGGCUGCUCAGCCGGUUCACCCAUUUCGCCCACUUGUCUGUUGUCUGGGUGGAUCUCUUUGGAGCCGAUCAUAAAGCCUAAUGGUUUGAAUCUCCCUGCUGAUUUAAAACUGUCCUUCUAAAUGCACUGAAUGAAACAUAAAAUAAUUGCAGGCAGCUGGAAGGAAAGGAAGGCUCAUAAAACCAUGAUUUUAAAAGUCAAGUGUCUGGAAGUCCAGCAUCCAAAUACACCAUUCGUUCAGACCUGCCACGUGCACCUACUUGGCCGACUGGGGAUGGAGCCAUGAGCAAAGCCGUUUUCUCUGAUAGUGUGGAUUUUACUACUUCUGGAAUUUUCUUUUUCAAAGUAGUCUCCCAGGAGCAUUCAGUUGACUCUUAUUUGGAGUUGCCUUUAGAAUCUGUGGAAAAGUUUUUCUUUUUCCCUCUAAAAUGAACAUAGCUUACAUUUUUUAUUACAAAAAUGGUACUUUAGGCAAUUACAAUAUUAAGAAAAUAUAAGUAAGAAAGUAAAAAUAAUCGGAAAUCCUGCCGUACAGAGAGAGAAUUGUAUACACACACACACACUAUAUACACACACACACACUAUAUAUAUAUACACACACACACACAUAUAUAUAUAUAUAAUUUUAAUAUAGAGAGAAUCACUAUAGAGAGAAAACACUGCUGUGUUGUUUUUCAACAGUAAGUUACAGACACCUGAACUUGGGAAGCAGUGUGAGCUAGCAUUUCAGGAGUGUUGUGAGCGACCUGAACGAACAGCAUCACAGUGAGACAGGGUCCGGCCGUGGGGUCCGCGGCGUGGGGGUGGGCCGGGCUGGCGUGGCAGCUGCUUGCAUCUGAGCGGGCAGUGUGUGGAGUGGCGUUCAGAGAUCACAGCUCUCGAAUGGCCAGUGAAGAGACAGCUAGCGUCUUAAGCAGUGCUCGUUCCUUCCUGCAGAAUGCCCCCUGGGGUUCCUUCAGGGGAGAAGGACUGGUCACCCUUGUCUGGGGACCGUGGUGCUGUCCCUGCAGGUGGCAUUUGGUCGGUUCCUGUGAUGCUCCAGGGAGGGUGGGACACGGUGAUUCUUCUGCUUGGGUGGUUGCUAUAUUCACGUGUUGGGUUUUUGUUUAUUUUAUUUUAUUUCUUGAGAACAGAUAUUGUAUUGAUCCUAAUAAGCAACACUUCUUGAAAGGACUCGAGUUCUUCUCAGUUCUAGCUGAGUGUUGAUAGUGGGCCAAAGGGGGACAAUUGGGGGGAGCGAGCUGGUUUGGGCAGCUGACAGGCAUCUGGCCGUGGGUUAACAGCUGUCACCUGAAGACGGACUCGAGACCCUUUCGAGGACAGCUGACAGCUUUGCAGAGCCGGAAGCUUGCGUUCAUAAUCUUAGCGCUGUAGGCCCUUCCUGAUUUCAGAUAAACCCAGGCCUACGCUCCUGUCUCGGGGCAGAAAUGUAAUAGGGAUUCCUCAUGCUACCAUCUUUAUUGAAAUUAUUUCAGUUCCGUUGAGAGAUUUUUAUUCUCUUAUUUUUAAAAAGUGUGCUCUGAGCACUUUCUAUUUUCUAAAAAGUAGAAGCUAUUAUCAGAUAAAUACAUUACUCAUUUGGUUAAAAUUACGUUUGCUUGCAAACAGCUUAUCUUACUUUCUGUCCAUUUUGCAAAAUAUCAGUUGUGUGUGGUUGCUUCACAUAUUGGCAUCUUUUGUGUAAACGAACCUUUUCAGAAUUCUGAGCAAUGUACAGUUUGAUUUUAUGGGCUUUAUAUGCAGUGUGAAUAAAGGUGAAAAAGGACAUGA
This is a messenger RNA of Phyllostomus hastatus (greater spear-nosed bat), 5235 nucleotides long. It is a transcript of the gene ATE1, whose product is annotated as arginyltransferase 1. Lineage: Eukaryota; Metazoa; Chordata; Mammalia; Chiroptera; Phyllostomidae. Gene Ontology annotation, biological process: protein arginylation. Bases 745 to 2283 code for a protein of 512 amino acids. Gene Ontology annotation, cellular component: cytoplasm. The record is from RefSeq and is a predicted model, not a curated record. The transcript has 12 exons. Gene Ontology annotation, molecular function: arginyl-tRNA--protein transferase activity.